This is a messenger RNA of Bipolaris victoriae FI3, 249 nucleotides long. RefSeq lists its product as hypothetical. NCBI's taxonomy places the organism in Eukaryota, Fungi, Ascomycota, Dothideomycetes, Pleosporales, Pleosporaceae. The transcript has a single exon. Bases 1 to 249 code for a protein of 82 amino acids. The record is from RefSeq and is a predicted model, not a curated record.
AUGCCUGUCAAUAGGCGCCGUGGAGUGGAAUUUUCUAUUCGACCAGCAGCUUCAGCCUCGCCAAAUGAUGAACACGAGACAGAUGGUACUGCCCACAUUGACUCGUCUCUGACCAGCCCAGAGCCCGUCGACAAACCCAAUUCCGCCCAACUGUGCCAUUGUCGGCGACGUCAAAGGCACCAAUGGCCCAUGCGUGGGGCACGAGACGCGACUGCCGUCGAUGCGUCUGAUGCCCCACUUGCUUGUUGA